CCAGAGAGACCAACCCAGCAGCCAAGAAGGAAAACAAUGGACGCCACCACUGGCGAUCUCUGCUUCCUCUCACCAAACCAACCCAACCCAACCACUGGACCGUACCCUGCCCCUGCUUCGUCCUGGCUCCCGCGAUCCACUCCAUUGCCGAACAAGAGAACAAGAGAGAGAGAGAGAGAGAGAGAGAGAGAGAGAGAGAGAGAGAGAGGGAGGCAGGCGGCCGCAGAGAGCAACAGCUGCUAGGCAAGAAGCGGGGGGAUGGGGCAGGCUCUGCGCAGGCUCUUCGAUUCCUUCUUCUCCACCAAGGAGAUGAGGGUUGUGAUGCUUGGUCUGGAUGCAGCUGGUAAAACAACAAUAUUGUACAGGCUGCACAUGGGAGAGGUUCUUUCAACAGUCCCUACAGUGGGUUUUAAUGUUGAGAAGGUUCAGUAUAAGAAUGUGGUAUUCACUGUUUGGGAUGUUGGCGGGCAAGAAAAACUCAGGACACUGUGGAAGAUGUACCUCAGUAAUUCUGAUGCACUGAUCUAUGUCGUUGAUUCUUUGGACAGAGAAAGGAUUGGAAAUGCGAGGCAAGAAUUUCAGACCAUUAUCAAGGACCCUUUGAUGGCAAACAGCAUAAUCUUAGUAUUCGCAAACAAACAGGACCUGAGAGGUGCAAUGAGCCCAGAAGAGGUGAGCGAAGGACUGGGAUUGCAUGACCUCAGAAACAGAAUAUGGCAUAUACAGGGGACCUGCGCACUCCGUGGUGAGGGCCUAUACGAUGGGCUUGACUGGCUUGCAUCCACACUGAAGCAGUUGCAAGAAACGGGUCAUGCAACUUCAGUUGCUGGCCCGUCCAUCUAAUUCAACAGAAGUGACCUCAAUACCUCAACCAAUUGACGCUUCCUGCCACUAUCAUCCGUUUAUCUGCCACAAGCCCACAAGAAUAAGCUCCAGUGCAUGCAUUCUUUGGUGCUUUCUUGGUGUGGCUGCAAGCAGAUGGCGUUCCAUUGUUUGUGUUCGUAUGAGCCAACUCAUCCGGCAGGAACUCGCAUCUUUCUCCGAUGUUUUGUAUAGUGUUGGACUGGAUGAUAUGUAUCCUUUUCUUGUGUGUAAACUUGAGGGCUGCUGCACAUGAUCGUUAUGCUGAUUGUUGGUUGCCAAUAAAAAAAAAGGUUAUGAUUGCUCACAA
Molecule: messenger RNA, 1171 nt
Organism: Phragmites australis (common reed)
Lineage: Eukaryota; Viridiplantae; Streptophyta; Magnoliopsida; Poales; Poaceae
Exons: 7
Coding region: 259-843 (194 amino acids)
Biological process (GO): intracellular protein transport; vesicle-mediated transport
Cellular component (GO): cytoplasm
Molecular function (GO): GTPase activity; GTP binding
Source: RefSeq, a predicted model, not a curated record